UAAUUAAGUUUUCAGAAGUUUUUGUUAAAUGUAACAUUGCUUUUCUAGUCAUUCUAUUUAUAAGUGUAUUUUGAUAAGCAAUAAAACAAAGUGUCUUAAAAGUUUUAAAGAGAGAAAAUGCCCUUUACACAGUUUCCUACAGAAAGUGCUCUAUGUUAUCCAAGCAGUUCAUGCUAUAAGCUUCACUCUUAUUGUUGAAUGCAAUUUUUACUAUCAUGCAAAUAAGCUUAGGUAAAUAAAAUGAACAGGUCACCUGAGAAGAUCAUGCAAUUAAUGUGAAAAUGACCGAGGUUUGCAAUGUGUCUUCCUUUGGUUUACAAUCAGUUUUAAAGCUACGCCUGUGUAAAAUUUCUGUAUAAAGGUAUAUUUCUUCUUUAUUUGAGUUUAUGGCUAUGGAAACACCAACUAUGUUGUUACAGCUGGCUGUUUUUUUAAGUCUAUCACAAUUUUCUUCCUGCUGAGAUGUUCUCAUUAGGAGUGGUUUUUGACUGUAACUACAGAAUUAGACUCGUUUGUAUGGUAAAAAGAAAAAUUCUGAUGCAUUUAGUGAGCAAAUGAACAAAAGGUCUGGGCAAAGAAUGAUGAAAGACAAACAGGAGCCAGGGAGCUACCACAUAUCUUCGGAGGAGAAGAUCUCAACAAGGAAAAAUUAAUAACAACAAAUGCCACAGACAGGUCAGAGAGUAGGACAAGGGAGAAAAAGACAGUGAACUUAGAAAUCAGGUCAACAGCGACCUUUGAAGUGGGGCAAGUAUACAGCAUUAAAUGUUGAGGACAAGGAAGGAAGAUAAGGGGUGCUCAUUCUUCUGGGUAAAGGAGAAAAUGAGAUUCCCACCAGCUGAGACUAGAUAGGGCAUAGGUCAGAAAGGGAGUCCUGGGGACAGCGCAGCAGGGGUGAGGUAGCUACUGUGGGAAUCUGAUAGGGAGCCAAAUAGAAGGGUUUCUGUGCCGCAAGGGGGACAGGCAGCUGCAGGGAAAUAGUAACCACCUCUUUGAGAUCAACUGGGACGUUUAUAAUGACUUCCUCCCAGACAGGUCUGUGAUCCAGAAGCAGGUGGCGCUGUUUAUCUAGCUUUAAGGAGUCCCUGGGUGGUGCAGUUAACACACUGGGCUGCUAACUGAAAGGCUGGAGGUUCGAGUCCACCCUGAGGUGGUCCUGGUGAUCCACGUCCCAAAAAAUCAGCAAUUGAAAGUCCUGUGGAGCACACUUCUGCUCCUGACACACGUGGGCUUGCCAUAAGUCAGAAGCCACUACAUAGCAACCAGUUUUUUGUUUUUUUUAAGUAGUCUCUAUUUCGGAGGCCAAAAUUCGGAAUGCCAGAAGUUGUAAAAUAUGAAGCCAGUCAUGGAAUAAGAAAGCCAGGAGACUGAUGACAGGCUUAGAAUUAAAUAUUAAUAUUAAACAGUACGGAAUGUUUUUAAAACAUAAAAUAUAUUAUAAAAUACCUCGAUGUAAACUAUUAUAAAAUAUGACCACAUGACUGAGUAAGCAGCAUGCAUAUAUACACCCUCCUAGCCAACCCUUUCUGACUGCUCCCAAAAUCACCCAGGAUGACGCAUACGCAGGGCACGCACGCGCACACUUGCACGCGCACACACACCUUAGAAUUACACAUCAGGACAAAGGAGACAGAACCAGUAAUAAUAAGAAAAUGGCUUUAGUAAGUUCAGAAAUGUACACAAUGAUUACAUCUAUUUUAUUUUCUUUAUUGAGAUAAGAAUCUAGAAAACAAAUAUUUUACCGCUUACCAAAAGGUCUGUGGCACCUUGGAUUAAAGCUUUAAAGCUUUUGAUGUGUGGACUAGAAGUAAGGAGGAGGAAAUACCAGGAUUGUCGCUUUAUAAGAACUGAACAAAGAGUAAGAACGAAAAAGCUCAUCAACGGUGGGAGCACGAUGCCUAUAAAAGCGAUGAAUUCUUCAUAAGCAUUUUUAUUUCUAAUUAUGGAAUACCUCAAACACACCCAAACGAUCUCGAGUGAAGAAAUGCUUUGGCUGCAUCAAGAUGACAAGCACUCACUGGGCUAAACUGAGUCCCUGAGAGCAGACAGCAUAUUACAAGAGAACUUUUCAAAGGAGAAAGAAAAAAAUAUUUCCUAGAACUCUGGAGUCUUGGCGAAUCAUUUACCAUUUUAGGGAAAUGCUGGUCUCCAUGUUACCUGCCUCUGCCUUUGGAAGUUACGAAAUGACCAAUUCCACCACCACGCCACCUCCUGAGGAUGCCUGCUCCCGGAACACCCUGAUAACCCAGCGUGUCAUCCCUGUGCUAUACUGCACGGUCUUUGUCAUGGGGAUCCUGCUCAACGGAGUGUCAGGAUGGAUAUUCCUGUACGUGCCUAACUCCAAGAGUUUCAUCGUCUAUCUCAAAAACAUCGUCGUCGCUGACUUCCUGAUGAGCCUGACUUUUCCUUUCAAGAUCCUCAGCGACACAGGCCUGGGCCCCUGGCAGCUGAACGUGUUCGUGUGCAGGGUUUCCGCUGUAUUCUUUUACACCAACAUGUAUGUCAGCAUCGUGUUCUUUGGGCUCAUCAGCUUCGACAGGUAUUAUAAAAUCGUCAAGCCUCUUUUGACGCCUUUCAUCCAGUCGGUGAAUUACAGUAAAGCCCUGUCCGUCACAGUCUGGAUGCUCAUCCUCCUUCUCGGCAUCCCAAACAUUAUUCUGACCAAUCAGAGUGUCAGGGAGGAGAGGCGUAUCAACUGUAUGGACCUUAAAAGCCAACUGGGACAAAAGUGGCACAAAGCGUCCAAUUAUAUCUGUGUGGGUAUCUUCUGGAUUGUGUUUUCUCUGCUAAUCAUAUUCUAUGCCGCUAUCACGAGGAAAAUCUUCAAGUCUCACCUCAAGUCCAGAACAAAUUCUAUCUUGGUCAAGAAGAAAUCCAGCCGUAACAUAUUCAGCAUCGUCUUCGUAUUUGUCAUCUGCUUUGUGCCUUACCACACUGCCAGAAUCCCUUAUACAAAGAGUCAAACAGAGGAGGAUUACAGCUGCCAGUCAAAAGAAGUCUUGCUCUACGUGAAAGAAUUCACCCUGCUACUGUCUGCUGCAAAUGUAUGUCUGGACCCCAUUAUUUAUUUCUUUCUAUGCCAACCAUUCAGAGAAACCUUAUGUAAGAAAUUGAAUAUCCCAUUAAAAGCUCGGCAUGAUCUAGAGACUUCCAAAACCAAAAGGGAAAACAUGGCACAUGAAAGCACAGAUACUUUAUGAAUUCCUCCAUGCGUCUCAAUCAUGUCCAUGUAUGCAUAUUGUAAUCUCCAAUUACAGGGUAAGAGGUACAAGUAAGAAUUGUACUCACGACAAUAAGCUUCCUUUCUAGGCAUUACUAUCCAAUUUAGUACAAUAAUUAAGAUUAAAUGUAAGUUUCUGUGCUUUACUGUAACGUCAAAGAAAAAAUAUCCAUCAGCAGAUGUUUGUGUGAAUGCUGGAAUUUAUUUUUUCUGUUGAUAAAAGAGAAAGAAAGGAUACACACAUUAUUCACUCCUAUUCCAUCAAAAUGGAAGGUCGAGUCGGUGAACGCAGAAUUUUAAAUAGUAUAGAAAGCAAUCUAAGGCAACUAACGUGGGCAUGUUUUUCCUCUUAACGUGAGAAUGAAGUUUUUAAGUUUUUUUUUUUUUUUUUUUUAAAGGGGUCAUUAAAGACCAACUUAAAUGUAGGCACAGUUUGAUAAAGGACUAGAGGCUUAUUUGUAGUGAAAAAGUCAAGCUGUCUCUGAUUUGAAGAAGCAGGGUAAGCAGACACCCAGAUAAUCAGUUAAGAACCCCCUGGUUAAGCUCAUGGCAUUGUUCAAAGGAAAGCAGACAUGAAUUAUGUACUUUGCUAGAAGAAUGCAAUUUUUUUCUGAAAAAAAAUUUGAGAAUGAUAUAAGAUAUGUGUUAAAUAUAUUUUACAUGAAGACUUGUUAAGCCACUUAAUGACCUUGGGGCUUUGGUGUUCAAACAGUUUUACAUGGACUCUGCCAAGGGAAACUAGAUACUAGCAUGUGUUGCCAGCAACUUCCCAUUCAGUAGUAUCGAAAAAAAUAGAGUGACCUGGAAAUAGAAUCACACAUACACACACACACAAUAUUCUCCAGAGAGGGAAAAAAAAAACAAGCAGUUCUCUUAGAAAACCACUGGACUUGAUGCAAAGAAAAUCUAAAACUUGCAAUAAUGAGAAAAUUAAAACAUAAAAUGAAAUUUCAUAUAUCACACUUUCUGGGAAACAGACCAGUUUAAUAUGUGAAGAUACACAAUAAGGCUGCUUGCUUGUGAGUUAUUAAAACGAAGUUCUUUCUCUGCUAUUAACUGGCUAGAAGAUAUUCAGCCCAUCUUUCAGAUGCUCUUGUCAGACGCUCCUGUCAGUGAUGUCUGGAUACAGGUCAUGCUUUACAAUCUGUGUACCAAUAAAGCAAUUAUUUUUAA
Loxodonta africana (African savanna elephant) is the source of this 4393-nucleotide messenger RNA. RefSeq names its product purinergic receptor P2Y14 (gene P2RY14). Gene Ontology annotation, molecular function: G protein-coupled purinergic nucleotide receptor activity. Gene Ontology annotation, cellular component: membrane. The record is from RefSeq and is a predicted model, not a curated record. Gene Ontology annotation, biological process: G protein-coupled receptor signaling pathway. NCBI's taxonomy places the organism in Eukaryota, Metazoa, Chordata, Mammalia, Proboscidea, Elephantidae. The coding region runs from base 2139 to 3200 and encodes 353 amino acids. The transcript is spliced from 4 exons.